CAGUGAUAUGUGAAUGGCAGAUGGACGUGUGAAGUGCGUGCAGCAGACGACUCCUCAACAAUUUGGCUGUGGCUGUGCCGACAUGACAACUUUUGAUUUUUCCGACGUGGAGGCAUUUUUGGAUUGCCAUCCGGAGCUUUUUGAGGAAUAUCUCGCCAGGAAGGGAAAAUGUGACACCCUGAGCAGGUGGCUCAAAGAGCAUCAGCCGUCCAAAACCUCUGUGGCGGAAGAGAAACGCGGGGUCGCGAGGGAUCCCUUCUGGCCCACGAACCCCGACGGACUGAAGCGCAGAUCGUCCCACAUGGAGCUCCGCAGGAACUUCGCCCGCUCCAAAGCGAUGACUGCGCACCGGACCUACGACGAGCACGUCAGUCUCACGGCUCACGAGUCCCAGUCGAGUAUGCGACGGCGCGCGCUGCUGCGGAAAGCCAGCUCGUUACCGCCGACCACGGCGCACAUCUUGAGCGCGCUGCUCGAGUCCCGGGUGAACGUGCCUCAGUAUGCCUCAAGCGCCAUUGACUACAAAUACAGACUCAAAGAGUCCAACGAGAGGGAAUUCUUCCUCGAGCUGGUUAAAGACAUUUCUAACGAACUUGACAUGACAAACCUCAGCUACAAGAUUCUAAUCAAUGUGUGCAUCAUGGUGAACGCAGACAGGUGUUCGCUUUUCCUAGUGGAGGGACCGUCUCAUAAGAGGACGCUGGUGUCCAAGUUUUUUGAUGUGCACUCGGGUACGACGGUGCGACCCUCUUCAAGCACCCUGGACUCAAACGAAGUGCAGGUUCCGUGGGGAAAGGGCAUCAUAGGUUAUGUAGCAGAACACGGAGAAACCGUAAACAUCCCGAACGCAUACGAGGACCAUCGGUUCAGUGAUGAAAUCGACAAGCUAACGGGUUAUAAGACUCAGUCCAUUCUGUGCAUGGCCAUCCGCAACAGUGAUGGGGAAGUCAUCGGUGUAGUGCAGGCCAUCAACAAGAACCCCAGCGGAACUCCAUUCACCGAGGACGAUGAGAAGGUUCUUCAAAUGUAUCUACCUUUCUGUGGAAUAUCGAUCUCCAACGCCAAACUCUUCUCCGAAUCCCGCAAGGAGUAUGAGAGGAGCAGGGCCCUGCUGGAGGUGGUGAAUGAUCUGUUUGAGGAGCAGACGGACCUGGAGAAGAUUGUGAGAAAGAUCAUGCAGCGUGCGCUGACAUUGCUGCAGUGUGAGCGCUGCUCAGUGCUUCUCCUAGAAGACAUCCACUCUCCUGUAGUAAAGUUCUCCCAGACAUUUGAGCUCAUGUCUCCACUGUGCAGCAUUGAUCAUGACAUCAGCAUGGAGAAGGUGUCUUGCUCGGACUGGCUGAUCAAUAACAGCAUUGCUGAGUUGGUAGCAUCAACCGGGCUGCCUGUUAACAUCAGUGACGUCUGUCAGGAUCCCCGCUUUGAUGCUGAGGCGGACCAGGCUUCUGGUUUUCAUAUCAGAUCAGUUUUAUGCGUCCCCAUCUGGAAUCGGACACAUCAGAUUAUUGGCGUUGCCCAGAUUCUGAAUCGCUUGGACGGGAAGACAUUUAAUGAUGCAGAUCAAAGGUUAUUUGAGGCUUUUGUUAUUUUCUGUGGUCUGGGCAUUAACAACACAAUGAUGUAUAACCAGGUUAAAAAGACUUGGGCUAAGCAGUCUGUGGCUCUAGAUAUGCUGUCUUAUCAUGCUACAUGCUCCAAGGCAGAGGUUGAUCGCCUGAAGGCUGCUAAGAUUCCCCUAAGCAGUGAGCUCGGGAUCGAUGAGUUCCACUUUAAUGACUUUUCUCUGGACAGCGACGCCAUGAUCACUGCCUCCCUGCGGAUGUUUUUGGAGCUCGGUGUCGUGCAGAAAUUCAAAAUUGAUUAUGAGGUGCUGUGCCGCUGGCUGCUUACCGUGAGGAAGAACUACCGCACCGUAGCCUAUCACAACUGGAGGCAUGCCUUCAACGUCUCGCAGUGCAUGUUUGUUAUGAUCACCACUGCUGCGUUCCAGGAGGUGCUGACAGACACAGAGACUCUUGCGCUUAUGGUUGGGUGUUUCUGCCAUGACCUGGACCAUCGUGGCACAAAUAACGCCUUUCAGGCAAAGUCUGGGUCAGCACUAGCGCUGCUGUACGGAACAUCUGCCACACUUGAGCAUCAUCAUUUCAACCACGCCGUCAUGAUCCUGCAGAGUGAGGGUCACAACAUUUUUGCUAAUCUGUCCUCCAAAGAGUACAGCAGCAUGAUGCAGCUACUGAAACAGGCCAUUCUGUCCACAGAUCUCACCUUGUACUUCAAAAGUAGAACCAAGUUCUUUGAGUGUGUUUUGUCGGGACAGUUCAGUUGGAGUAAUGAAGAACAUAGAGACAUGUUCAGGUCUAUGCUGAUGACUGCGUGUGACUUGGGUGCAGUGACUCGACCAUGGGAGAUCUCAAAACAGGUGGCUGAACUAGUGACCAGUGAAUUCUUUGAACAAGGUGACAGGGAAAGAUCAGAGCUGAAGUUGACACCAGCUGCCAUUUUUGAUCGUAAUCGUAAAGAUGAGCUUCCUGUGCUUCAGUUAGAAUGGAUUGAUGGAAUCUGCAAGCCAUUAUAUAAGGCUCUUGUGAAGUUGAAUAGGAAGCUUCAGCCGAUGGUAGAUGGAAUUGAUGCCAACCGAAAGAAGUGGGAGGAGCUUUGUCGGUCCUAUCAGCAAACACGGAGAGCCUCUGAGUGCAUCUCCAGUCUGGAGGCAGGAGAGACUGAAUCGCCUCAGAGUUCAGACUCCACCCACGAGCCAGAAUCUAGUCAGAGUGUGGUGACCAAUCAGAGCAAAGACUCAACCCACUGUGUGGAGCCAUAUCAAGCCACGGCAGCCAAUUACAAAUAAGAGGUGUGAUGUGACAAUUAAAGGACGGCCCACUUAGUCAGGGGUUCCCAAACGACUUUUUCCUGAACCUCUUAUGCGCUGAGAUUUUAAGUUAAUAUUUUAAUAUUCUAACAACAGAUUUGCACAUUCAGAAUAAUCUGAUGUUGGUUAAUGGUCAAAUCACUUUAUUUAACAAAAGAGAUGAAAUAUUUAACCCUUUUUCAAGAAAUGUUAUUGUUUUAUUAUAUAUUAUAAAUUAUAAAAAUGAAGUCAUAAAUGAUUGAUAAUUAUAAAAAUCAUUUAAUUUUACACUUUUUAUUUUACAAGUCUUAAUUAAAUUGCAGCCUUGGGUAAUCCCACUAAGAUAUAUCAUGAUUUAUAUUAAAUUUCGAUGAAGUAUGCAGCCACAUUUAUUUAUUUUAAUUUUAGAUCUGUUCUAAUUAAUUAUUUGCUCAUGACCCCCCAGGGUUUCUAAAACCCACAUAUGAGAAACCCUGCACCGAGUAAUGAUGACUUGACAGCUUUCCUAUGUUUAUAUAUGAAAAAAUGUGUUGCUAACCAAACUUUUUUAUGCGGGCUGCUUUGAGAUUGACAAUAUUUCUAUCGAAAUCACUUCAAGCAUUUACAGCACAAUUUAAAACAUUAUAAAAUGACUAUCACUGGUUUUAAAAACAAAAUAUUUAUUAAGAACCCAUAUUUAUUUAUUUUAUCUCCGAUAAAAAAUAUAUGUAUAUAAUGGAAUAUGUGAAUAUGUGCAGGAAGUUCAGGUGCACAAAAACUGAAUGUGAGAAAUAGCAGUAAACUGUUUCAAAAGCUCAGAUGUUGUUCAGUGAGUCUGUGCUGCUAUAUCGCAAGUUACAAGUUUGCUUUCACAAAGCCUGGCAUUACAUAAAUAUAAAACAGAGUUGCUGAUAGGAUUCCCAUGCUUCAGAUGUGGAAACUGAGCAUUGAUUUGAUGAAUGUAUGAAUUGAUAUCACUGUGAUCUUUUUGCUGUUGUUUAGACUUGCAUGGAAGCAUUGGAACACUGUUAUAACUGCUGGUUGUGCUAUAAUUUUAUAUUGAACAUUAUACACAGUGUUUAAUGUCUAUGUAUGCAUCUGUGGUCUCUUGUACCUGUCAGUCAGGUCCUUAUAAAACAGUAUAGGUCACAUUUUUACAAAAUAUUGCAUAUCAGCUGUUUGAGUGGCAAACAGAAGAUUAUACAGAAUGAAUGUGAAGUCAUCUGUCUUAAACCAGCUUUUUGGGAUUCGUCCUUGAUAGCUGACUCCUAAGAUGAACCAAAGUCAAUUCUCACAAUACUAAAAAUCUGAAUUUGUUGCAUGCAAAACUGAAACCUGAUGUUGGCAUGUGGUAUUACAUGUUACAAUUUAGUAGGUGAACUUUGUGUUUUUGAAAACAUUACAAAUGCCAUGAAAUGCAUGCUGCAGGGCUUUGACAACAGCAGCUUUCUGCUUUAAAUGGGAGUUAAACUUUCAGGUUGUGUUGCAGUCGUGCUACAUUUUAUUUUGUGCGCACACAUUCAGAUUCAGUCUGUCUGCCUUAUUCAAUUGAAAUGUUAUCAUUUUUGCAUUUAUUAUGAAUUGACAUUUAAAAAAGUAAAGAAAACCAUUUAUAUUCGUACACUAAAAAAGAAGGACACAAAUUGCUUUAUAUUUUAUUAGCUAACAUAAAAUGCUCCUAUAUUUAUGGAAGCUUGUCUCCGACCACAUAAAAAAGGUAACUUUUUUUUUUUUUUUUUUUUACAUGUUACAUGUACUUAUUAUUAUAAUUACAUGCAAUUAACCCUAAGCUAGCCCCUAAUUCUAACCCUAUCCAUAAAGUAAGUACAUUUAGUUAAUUAAUAUUACUCAAUCUAUAAAUGUAUAAUUACACUCUUACAAAGACACCUUAAAAUAAAGUGUAACCAAAUAUUAUUUUAUACAUUUAUUUUUUAAUAAUAUGUUAGAUACAUAAAAAAGGUAAUUGCGACUUUUUCUUUCAUAGUUUGGAUUUUUUUAUUUACAAUUCUGAGCUUGUAUAUAAAAAAAUUACAAAAAUUGCAAGAUAUAAACUGCAGAAUUAUGAAAUGUAAACAUCAACUUGUGAGAAACGUAGUCAGAAAUCUGCAUUUAUACAGUAUUUAGAAAUAUUUCAAUUUUGCUUUAUUAUCUCAUAAUUCUGCAAAAAAAAAAAAUGUUCUCAGAAUUGCAAGAAAAUGUCAGAAUUGAGCAAAAGUUACCUUUUCUUAUUUAUUAAUUUUUUUCACAUGGUGAUAAAACAGGCUUCCAUAUAUAUCAUACUUGGUGCAUCAAUGUGUCUCUUUUAAAAUGAUUCUCAUCCUGUUUUUCAGUGGAUCAUAUAUCUAUCAAAUGCCACAUGAAUGGCUAUGAUAUACUGUGCAGUUUGAAAGGGGUACACAGGGUCUUUUCUUGCCAGACUGAUUGCUGGUCAUAUUCCUCAGGCUGUUUUGUAAA
Messenger RNA from Carassius gibelio (silver crucian carp), 5281 nucleotides. RefSeq names its product dual 3',5'-cyclic-AMP and -GMP phosphodiesterase 11A-like. The coding region runs from base 14 to 2848 and encodes 944 amino acids. Gene Ontology annotation, biological process: signal transduction. The record is from RefSeq and is a predicted model, not a curated record. Gene Ontology annotation, molecular function: 3',5'-cyclic-nucleotide phosphodiesterase activity; protein binding. NCBI's taxonomy places the organism in Eukaryota, Metazoa, Chordata, Actinopteri, Cypriniformes, Cyprinidae. The transcript is spliced from 20 exons.